Osmerus eperlanus (European smelt) is the source of this 1925-nucleotide messenger RNA. RefSeq names its product serine/threonine-protein phosphatase 2A catalytic subunit alpha isoform-like. The record is from RefSeq and is a predicted model, not a curated record. Lineage: Eukaryota; Metazoa; Chordata; Actinopteri; Osmeriformes; Osmeridae. Gene Ontology annotation, biological process: mitotic cell cycle. The transcript is spliced from 7 exons. Bases 251 to 1180 code for a protein of 309 amino acids. Gene Ontology annotation, molecular function: protein serine/threonine phosphatase activity. Gene Ontology annotation, cellular component: cytosol.
UCACUCUAUUUCUAGAGGAGCGGCAGAGGGUGGGAUGCACAGACAGCUGACGUCUUCAGUAUCCGCAUAUUUCAGUCAAUUUUCCCCUUUCAGUCUUCUUAGACAAAAGUAUCUGGAUGCUGCCGGUUGAUUUAUGCAUCUCUUAACAGUUGCCAGUUAAGACCGGGUUCGGCGUAUUCGGAAGAAUUUAGAGAAGUUGUUUUUCUCUCGAUCGAAUCACUGUACAUUACCGCUCUAUCUAGUGUCAGAAAUGGACGAAAAGGUGUUUACGAAGGAAAUUGAUUUGUGGAUUGAACAACUCAACGAAUGCAAACAGUUGUCAGAGAACCAAGUCAAAACACUUUGUGAGAAGGCUAAGGAGAUCCUGACCAAGGAGUGCAACGUGCAGGAGGUCCGAUGUCCGGUCACGGUGUGCGGGGACGUCCACGGCCAGUUCCAUGACCUGAUGGAGCUGUUCCGGAUCGGGGGGAAAUCCCCUGACACCAAUUACCUCUUCAUGGGGGACUACGUGGACCGGGGGUACUACUCUGUGGAGACGGUCACACUCCUGGUGGCUCUCAAGGUGAGGUACAGGGAGCGCAUCACGAUCCUGCGGGGGAACCACGAGUCGCGUCAGAUCACGCAGGUGUACGGCUUCUACGACGAGUGCCUGAGGAAGUACGGCAACGCCAGCGUGUGGAAGUACUUCACCGACCUGUUUGACUACCUGCCCCUCACCGCCCUCGUAGACACGCAGAUCUUCUGUCUCCAUGGAGGUCUGUCCCCGUCCAUAGACACGCUGGAUCACAUCCGAGCCCUGGACCGCCUCCAGGAAGUCCCGCACGAGGGCCCCAUGUGUGACCUGCUGUGGUCUGACCCAGAUGACCGGGGCGGCUGGGGCAUCUCUCCCCGGGGGGCAGGCUACACCUUCGGCCAGGACAUCUCCGAGACCUUCAACCACGCCAACCGGCUCACCCUAGUGUCCCGCGCCCACCAGCUGGUCAUGGAGGGUUACAACUGGUGUCACGAGAGGAACGUGGUCACGAUUUUCAGCGCCCCCAACUACUGUUAUCGCUGCGGUAACCAGGCUGCUAUUAUGGAACUGGAUGACACCCUCAAAUACUCUUUCCUGCAGUUCGACCCUGCUCCUCGUAGAGGAGAACCCCACGUCACCCGACGAACCCCGGACUACUUCCUGUAAACUCAUACUACUUCCUGUGUGCCCAUACUACUUCCUGUAAAACCCGGACUACUUCCUGUAUGCCCACACUACUCCCUGUAAACACUCCCCUGGUUUGUAUAGUCCCCUAUCUCCACAAUGUCCUCCAGUACCUUCAGCAUCCUGACACCCAGGACGUCCAGCCUGGGCGACACCGUAACCGUGACAACGUACAAAAUCUACGAUUCACACCAAGAGGCUGUUUAGAAGCCGAAUGAAAGCCCCUGUGCACAUGGACCAAAGGGUGUGUGCCAUAUUGACUGUUGAGAUGGUGAAGACUCCUGGUGAAGAACACCACGGUGGAGAUGUAAACAAUUAUUUCACAGCUUCCUGUGCUGGUCUUCUUGGUCCAUCCCAAGAUGAGAAAGCACAAUUGAAGCUAUCCAACUGUUUCUAUCCAAUGUACCAUUGCUUUUAAAUCCCUUCAUUUUCAGAUUCUCUAAAUCUGAGAGAUGAGUUUUAUUUUUUAAGCGGAAGCAUUGUAAUAUAAGUCAGAAGAAGCUGGAGACUUUCAUACCAAAAGGUUUUCUUUGUUGUCUUUUAUUUUGAGUGACUCAAACUAUUUUUAUUCAGGGUCUUGUCAAAUGCACUACACAUACACUAUCUUCUGAUAUAUACCGGACAGCAAAUAUAUAUUCCAUGGUUGAAAUCACACUCACUUCCUCAUCUUAGAUGACGAUGUCUGUAUUGACGGAUCCAAAAUAAAAAUAAAUGCUCCUUUACCAAG